CACAACAAUCAUUUCAUUCUUCUUCACCUUGUUUUCUCCAUGGCGGUUUCUCACCGUCUCUUCAGGCUGCACUCGCCGGCGAAGAAUACUCUUUCUUCUUUCUUGAUUCGGUCGUUUUCUUCUUCUUCUUCUUCUUCUUCUUCUUCUUCGCAUGGGCCCUCGCUGGACCCUGAGAUCGAUCUCGAGGAAGCCGCGGCUCAGCUAGAGAAGUCUUCCUCUCCGUCUCCGUCUCCGUCUCCGUCCAAAGGAAGAAACUUUCACUGGGUGUUUCUUGGAUGCCCUGGAGUUGGUAAAGGGACGUAUGCCUCUCGCCUCUCUUCUCUCCUCGGUGUUCCUCAUAUUGCCACUGGUGAUCUCGUUCGCGAUGAGCUCUCCUCUUCUGGACUCCUCUCCUCUCAGCUAAAGGAGCUUGUUAACCAUGGAAAGUUGGUUCCUGAUGAAUUCAUAAUAAGUUUGUUAUCAAAGCGUCUCGAAGCUGCCAAAGAGAAGGGUGAAUCUGGAUAUAUUCUUGAUGGUUUUCCAAGAACCGUGACACAAGCGGAAAUACUUGAGGGAGUAACUAAUAUCGAUCUAGUGAUCAACCUGAAGCUAAGAGAAGAGGCAUUACUGGCGAAAUGUCUAGGAAGAAGAAUUUGCAGCGAAUGCGGAGCAAAUUAUAAUGUUGCGUGCAUUGAUAUCGAAGGUGAGGAUGGUAGUCCUAGAAUGUAUAUGCCUCCGCUACUUCCUCCACCAAGCUGUGAAUCAAAGCUUAUAAGCCGAGAUGAUGACACGGAAGAAGUUGUCAAGGAAAGACUUCGGAUUUACAACAAAAUGACUCAACCAGUGGAGGAGUUCUACAGGAAGCGUGGAAAGUUGUUGGAGUUUGAAUUACCAGGUGGAAUCCCACAAUCAUGGCCAAGGCUUCUUAGAGCGUUACACCUUGAAGACCUUUAUGAUAAACAGUCUGCGACAGCCUAGUCUCUCUGUCUCUCUCUCUCUCUCUUUGGAUUAUAUUAUUGAAUCCACAACUUGUUAUACAUUUUUUGCUCGAGGAAUCCUGCUCGUGCAUAUACGGUUAAGAUAGUGAAUAAAAAGAGACAUGUCCCAUUGUUGUUACUCCACAAGUGAAGCAUAUAUUAUAUAGUGAAGCUGUUUUUUUGUG
Eutrema salsugineum is the source of this 1141-nucleotide messenger RNA. RefSeq names its product probable adenylate kinase 6, chloroplastic. Gene Ontology annotation, cellular component: cytoplasm; mitochondrion. The transcript has 4 exons. NCBI's taxonomy places the organism in Eukaryota, Viridiplantae, Streptophyta, Magnoliopsida, Brassicales, Brassicaceae. Gene Ontology annotation, biological process: nucleobase-containing compound metabolic process. The record is from RefSeq and is a predicted model, not a curated record. Gene Ontology annotation, molecular function: AMP kinase activity; ATP binding. Bases 40 to 957 code for a protein of 305 amino acids.